AUGGAACCGGUUACCUUUAUUCAGGAGCACGUCCUAGCGAUCAACGCACUUCAUGCGACUCAGGGCGCGCUGUCCUGCUCGAAUAGCGCGACUUCAUGCAUGAUGGCCCUAUCUAUUGGAAGGCAGUGUGAAGAGAACGGCAACGAAGACAAUGGGGAGAUCAGCCAUAAGACGGAUUGUCGCACGGGGUGUCCUCAAACAGAAUAUGCGCUAUCGUCAAGAAGAGCGCUACUACUACGUCCGCCGUAG
Molecule: messenger RNA, 249 nt
Organism: Peniophora sp. CBMAI 1063
Lineage: Eukaryota; Fungi; Basidiomycota; Agaricomycetes; Russulales; Peniophoraceae
Source: the annotation of a GenBank genome assembly